Anopheles marshallii is the source of this 624-nucleotide messenger RNA. RefSeq names its product B9 domain-containing protein 1 (gene B9d1). Bases 1 to 624 code for a protein of 207 amino acids. The record is from RefSeq and is a predicted model, not a curated record. Gene Ontology annotation, biological process: cilium assembly. Gene Ontology annotation, cellular component: MKS complex. The transcript has a single exon. Lineage: Eukaryota; Metazoa; Arthropoda; Insecta; Diptera; Culicidae.
AUGCUGGAAUUGCAGCUGACUUCCGGUGAGAGUGAAACCUUCUUCCAUCUGACCGUUACCGGUCAGCUCGAGUCUGCCUGCUUCCCGAUGGGUCCGGAUGGAAGCGGACUGUUCUGUCGGUACGAUAUUGUCGCCGGUCCGGAUUGGGAGCUCGUGUCCGGUCUUCGAUCGGCCGUUACCCAAAGUGCACGGACCGAAACCGAUUACCGCACGGUGGUGUUUAACAUGCCGAUUGAGUUUACCAUGAAAACCACCAACCCGUACGGUUGGCCGCAGAUUGUUUUCAGCCUGUACGGGGCGAACAUAUGGAACGUGGAAACGAAUCGAGGAUAUGCGCGGGUGCACUGUCCGCUCAGCGGUGGCAGCGGCUCGUCGGCGGAGCGUACCAUACGGGCGCCACUCUUUAUCCCGAAGUACUCCAACAUGUGCUCGGCGGCGAUGAGCUGGAUCAGUGGCGUGAAUCCGGAAAUGCGCGACCCCAAGAUAUUGACCGACGGCUCCAAACACAAGGGGCUCGCGUGCGAAACCUACGGUGAGCUGGUGAUACGACUGCAGACCAUUUCGCGCGGUACCAGCCAGAUGGCGCUCGACUGGGGCCAAACGACCGUGGACGACCGGUAUUGA